CGAACAGUUCCUCUUACUCCAAUAUGCCUCUCCAUUUCACAUCUAGACCUUCUCUUCGAUUUCGCUAUUCCUAUGAGCCGUUGCCAUUGAUUUCUGGCUUUACCCCGGACCUCUUCAACCGGCUUGCCUUGAUCUCAUAUGUCCUUGAACAUCCUCAUAUCUACGCUCCAGGUCUUCGAGCUCAUUCCUCCACCACCCUUUCCCCGCCGCCACCAUGUCUGAGUCAGGUUCCUCCUCCACACCGCCGUUGAAAAAUCCCAAACUCAGCGCCAUGAGCAAGGCUUUCGCACAGGUUGACCUGGACGGUCAUGAUAUGCCUCCUUCGCCGGCCCCUUCCAGUCCACGCGGGAGUCGAAACUACGCUAUCGCAACUCAAUUGGUUUUCUCCGAGGGAAAUGACCAGUACAAUGCCAGCAGCAUGCCCAUCUACCAGUCCGCCACAUUUAAACAGACCUCCGCAACAGGAGGAGUCGCCGACUAUGACUACACCCGCAGCGGCAACCCAACCCGCACGCACCUCGAGAAACACCUCGCGAAGAUCAUGCGCGCGAAACGAGCCCUAGUGGUUUCCUCCGGCAUGGGUGCCCUCGAUGUGAUAACUCGCCAGCUUAGACCUGGCGACGAAGUCGUGACUGGAGAUGAUUUGUAUGGAGGAACAAACAGACUGCUAAAAUAUUUGUCCACACACGGCGGCAUCGUCGUCCACCAUGUCGACACCACAGCCCCCGAAAAGGUGCAAGAAGUGUUGAGUGAGAAGACGGCGAUGGUCCUCCUCGAGACACCCACCAACCCUUUGAUCAAGAUUGUGGACAUUCCCACCAUCGCAAAUAUGGCGCACGCCGCCAACCCGGCAUGUCUCGUGAGUGUGGAUAAUACCAUGCUCUCUCCAUACCUGCAAAAUCCGCUCGAGCUGGGGGCAGACAUCGUCUACGAAUCCGGCACGAAAUACCUAUCCGGCCACCAUGACUUGAUGGCCGGCGUCAUCGCUGUCGCCGACGAAGCGCUCGGCGAAAAAUUAUACUUCACCAUCAACGCGUCGGGCUGCGGUCUUGCACCAUUCGACUGCUGGCUAUUGAUGAGGGGGAUCAAGACCCUGAAAGUCCGUAUGGACGCACAACAAAACAACACCAUGAUGAUCGCGCGAUUCCUCGAAUCGGCGGGGUUCAAGGUGCGCUACCCUGGCCUGAAGAGCCAUCCCCAAUACGAUCUCUUCAACUCCAUGUCACGCGGGCCUGGUGCUGUUCUGUCCUUUGAAACAGGUGAUGUCCAAUUAUCCGAAAGGAUUGUGGAAUCUGCCAAACUUUGGGCCAUCAGCGUAAGCUUCGGCUGCGUGAAUUCCCUGAUCAGCAUGCCCUGUCGCAUGAGUCAUGCUAGCAUCGAUGCGAAGACGAGAGCGGAGCGUGGUGUGCCAGAAGAUCUGAUCCGGCUGUGCGUCGGUAUCGAGGACGGUGAAGAUCUUCUCGAUGACCUGCGUAGUGCCCUGGUGCAGUCUGGUGCCAUGAAUGUCACCCUCGACGGCAUCUACGCGAAGAACGCCACUGUUGGGGCCGAGCAUCCUCAAGAGGGUGAACAUUUGGCCGCCGAGGCGGCUGCUGAGAAUGAGCCUUGAUGGAUAUGGAUCUGAAGUGACCAUCUUGCGUACAAGAUGUCGAUGAUCCGAUUAGAAUCUGUGAGGAUCUGAACUUUGGUCACUGGGAUAGUCCAAACGAUUAUUUUCCACAAUGUACGGAAAAGCGAAGAUAAAAACGAUUCCUCGCGGGAAGGCUGGAAAGGCUCUGCAUUUCUGUCUGGCGCCACUGUCAGGUAAAGGCUCAUGAAAAAUGUAUAUACCAGUAUAUGAUCAGUAUUGUCCAUUUC
Molecule: messenger RNA, 1857 nt
Organism: Exophiala xenobiotica
Lineage: Eukaryota; Fungi; Ascomycota; Eurotiomycetes; Chaetothyriales; Herpotrichiellaceae
Product: cystathionine beta-lyase
Exons: 2
Coding region: 215-1609 (464 amino acids)
Biological process (GO): 'de novo' L-methionine biosynthetic process; transsulfuration
Cellular component (GO): cytoplasm
Molecular function (GO): pyridoxal phosphate binding
Source: RefSeq, a predicted model, not a curated record